AUGGGCUAUACAGGUCACGCUGCGGCAUUUGGAGAGCUCUCCGCGGGUGACUUCAUGGUCGGCGAGAAUGUAGAGGUUUGGAGCAACAGUCGAGGCAGCUGGCUUCCGGCUGUAGUACAAGGGGUUUAUCUUCUGGCCACGACAACCGAAGGCUUUGAUGUUCCACCUGGCUCCGUGAAGGUCAUCUCCUCGGCUGGUGUAAAGUGGGUCAUGGCCGAUUCCAUCUCCUCUGUCCUUCGCAAAGCAAGUGCAGAGGGCAGUGAAGCAAUGAGCAAUCUAGGAGCUGCUGGAGGUGCCCCGAGCUCAUCAACUCGAAAGCUCUGCAAGAACGGCUGUGGCAGGGCCGUCCAGCCUGGCCUCACGAGAGGUUUGAAGGCCUACGACACAUGCUGCAAGCGUUGUGCUCAGAAGCCUGGGUGCAAUGAGCACGACGAGAAUUGUGGCGGUGCAAACGUCACAAGGGCCGUGCAGUGUAUUGACCUGCUCCGCAGCCUCCGGGACGAACUAGAGGCGAUACUACACGACGAGAUGGUGCUCGAGCAGACGGUCAGAUCCGCCUUUGAACGAGUUCGCAGACCCUUCGGGAGGAUGAGCUGGGAGCUUCUACGCGCCCCGCUGGAGGAGCUGCUGGAGCCGUUUGGAGUUCGCCUUGGUGUGAAGGACCAUUUCUUGGAGCACCUAUGUCAUCAGCAUGGACAGCCAGAGGACCGGACAAUCGAUGUUGAUGGGAUUUUGGCUUUGAGCCACGCCGUCCUCCAGGAUCGGUAUCGAUCUUGGUUUCCGGACGUAUUGCCCGUCUCCACAGCAAGCUUCGUGAAGCAAAACAAACGGCCUCUGGAAGAGGUUUAUGCAAUUGGCAAAAAACUCGGUGAGGGAAGCUUCGGCACUGUUUACGAAGUGGACCACAAGUUGUCUGGAGAACGUCGUGUUUGCAAGAAGAUCUGGAAGACCAAGUCUGACAUGACCAGUCAACAGAUACUGCAAGAAAUCGGCAACAUGGCGAUGCUGGACCACCCAAACGUCAUCAAAGUCUUUGAAUAUUUCGAUGCACCCAACUUUGUCAGUCAAAUCAUGGAACCUUGCUACGGCGGCGAGCUGCAAGACAAGGUCAAUGUACUUCGAAAGACUGGCAAGGCACCCUACGACGAGGCAUUUGUGUGUGAUGUGAUGAAGCAGACUCUACGUGCUUUGGCUUUCAUGCACAAGAAGCCCUUCUUGCACAAGGAUUUGAAGCCUCAGAACAUCAUGCUGGUGGACCAGGACAGUUCCUCCAUCAAAGUCAUCGACUUCGGCUUGGCAGAACUCUUCAACCCGAAGCAGAAGUUUGCAAACUUCAUCGGUGGCACAAGGCUGUACAUGGCCCCCGAGGCUAAGCUGCCCGGUUCUUGCACUGAGAUCCAGAAACGGCCCAACGGCCUGUCAGUUGUCAAUGUAGCAGGUCUUCCGCCAGCAAAUGACGGUGAAGACGGACAUCUGGAGCGCCGGAUGCUUGGCACUGCAUGGGUCUGUGUCUUGCUUGUGUGCGCUGAGCUCAGGCGGGUGUUAUUCUGUACAACCUGCUAA
Messenger RNA from Symbiodinium natans, 1563 nucleotides. The record is from the annotation of a GenBank genome assembly. NCBI's taxonomy places the organism in Eukaryota, Dinophyceae, Suessiales, Symbiodiniaceae.